AGAAUAGCGUGAGCAUGACACAGAGAGAGAAAGAGAGUGGAGGGACAGACAGAAUUAGAGCGUUGAAGGGAUCUGUGGGAAUUCCAAGGUUUUGGGUAGUUCCCCGGGUAGUGUAUCCAGUUUCAGUAUGAAUAAUAAUCAGGCAAAUUGCCCCAGCUAUGACAAUAUAGGGUUUCAGCAUGAGGAAGAAAGAAGACCCCCUUCGUAUGCCCCACAACCGGGUUUAUACCCUCAACUCCCACAAGCGACCCCCAGCUAUGUUGCCGUCACUUCCAAUACCAUCAACACCCACCACACUGUAAUACCUGGAACACUGCAAAGCACAGGACAAAAGAAAGGAAUAAAGAAAUGUCACUGGAGACAGAUACUAUGUGCAUCUCUGUGUGUGCUUCUUAUCCUGGCAGCAGUUGGCGUUUUGCUCUGGUACUUCUUAUACUACGAGUGUUUACUGGGGAAGUCGUGCACAACUGGUGGGAAAUGUCUGAGCCCCUCCCAGUGGUGUGAUGGCGUUUUGGACUGUACUCAUGGGGAGGAUGAAUCUCAGUGCUUUCGCCUCCAGGGGACCGACUUCAUGCUGGAAAGUUACUCGUCUGAGAGCCAAAUGUGGAGGCCGGUGUGUGCUGAAAACUGGGACAACAACUAUGGGAGAGCUGUGUGUGAGCAGAUGGGGUACAAUAGGCAGGAUUAUGUUUCCUACACCCAAAUCAGCGCAGGUUCUUUGGCCUCAAAGGGAUACAUGAAGCUUAAGCCUGGGACUAACCAUGGAUCACGUAUACAGUCACAGCUCACUUACAGCCAAAGUUGCUCAGUCAGAGCUGUCAAGCUUAAUUGUAUUGCAUGUGGACAGAGUUCAGCAGCCCCCAGUACUCGUAUUGUUGGUGGCACUGAGGCAGCAAGUGGGGCCUGGCCGUGGCAGGUCAGUCUCCAGAUUCGCGGACAACACAUUUGUGGAGGCUCUAUCAUCAGCCCGUACUGGAUCCUAUCUGCUGCACACUGCUUCCAAACGUACUCCACUCCAGGAAUGUGGAUGGUGUACUCUGGCGGCGUGAGCUUGUUAGAAAUGAGCUUUAGCACUGGCAAAACAGUCAACAAAAUCAUCAGUCACAAAAAAUUUGACCGAAAAACAAAUGACAAUGACAUUGCUCUCCUUAAGCUUUCUACACCUCUGACAUUUACAAGAACAGUGAAGCCAGUCUGUCUCCCCAACAUUGGUGUGGACCUCUCUGCUGAACAUCAAGCCUGGAUAACAGGUUGGGGAGCUUUGAGGUCAUCUGGACCGUCCCCUGACAAACUAAAUCAGGCCCAGGUGACCAUUUACAGCAGGGAGACCUGCAACACACCUUCGGUGUUAAAUGGAGAAAUCACUGAGACCAUGAUCUGUGCCGGCAAAAUGCAGGGAGGAGUCGACUCCUGUCAGGGGGACAGUGGAGGGCCCCUAGUGGUCAAGGAGGGAGACGUAUGGUGGUUGGCAGGAGACACUAGCUGGGGUAUUGGAUGUGGUCAGAGGAGAAAACCAGGAGUCUACGGCAAUGUUACCUACUUUAUCGAGUGGAUAUAUAAUCAAAUGCAGAACGAGUGAGAGAGUUCUCUGUGAAGCUGAAGACGAACCUCUUCAUUAAUCAGCAAGACUUACUUUAUCACACACUGCACUUUAAAUCUGAAGCUCAGAGGGAAUUUAUUGAUGAUUUAAAAAAAAGGAAAAAGCACAAAUAAAACUGGUGUAUCAUUUCAUUACUGGCAUAUACGUAUUAGUACAGAUUAAAUAUUUGUAUUUGAACAAAGCCAAGCUAUUUAUUUGUUUUAAUAAACACACAUUUUGCACUAAGAGCAGAGUCUCAAUUUGACAUUGAGUGACAAAUUUCCUGUUGAGAUAGUCACAGAACACAUUUGCCUUCCGUCUUCUGCUUUAGUCAAAUAAGUGGCUAAUGGAGCAAACCCUGCCAGCCAGCGCAAACAGACAAUUUGACUCUUACUUCAACUCAUGAUACACUCAACACAAAUCCAACUCUCCCUUUGCAAGAAAGUUGCAUCCCACUUUAAUUCCUGCAUCCACCUGUUCACAUAAUAAUAAUAAUAAUAAUAAUUGAACAAACUCUAUUUGCUGAGAAAGACUGGUUAAA
This is a messenger RNA of Micropterus dolomieu (smallmouth bass), 2120 nucleotides long. RefSeq names its product transmembrane serine protease 2 (gene tmprss2). The record is from RefSeq and is a predicted model, not a curated record. The transcript has 14 exons. Bases 128 to 1579 code for a protein of 483 amino acids. NCBI's taxonomy places the organism in Eukaryota, Metazoa, Chordata, Actinopteri, Centrarchiformes, Centrarchidae. Gene Ontology annotation, biological process: proteolysis. Gene Ontology annotation, cellular component: membrane. Gene Ontology annotation, molecular function: serine-type endopeptidase activity; protein binding.